Molecule: messenger RNA, 1332 nt
Organism: Carassius auratus (goldfish)
Lineage: Eukaryota; Metazoa; Chordata; Actinopteri; Cypriniformes; Cyprinidae
Product: proteoglycan 4-like
Exons: 7
Coding region: 4-1119 (371 amino acids)
Source: RefSeq, a predicted model, not a curated record
AAAAUGUCUCGAAGGAAGUUCAAGCCUUGCCCCUCCUGCCAAGCACUUAACCAGGUGAGCCUCAAAACCUGCAGCUCUUGUUUUGCAGCCAUCACCCAAAAAAAAAAAGUAGCAGCCAAAAAAGUGACCCUGGACAGGAAGUGGGGGGAAAGGGUCCUAAAAAAUAGAAAUGCUGGAAGAGUGGUGGACUCUGCCCAUAUUGCAGUGAAAAAACUAAGUGCAUUGGGGUAUGUCCCAAUUCUAUUUUUCGCCAAGAAAGAUAAGGCCUCUGGAAAGUGGGUGGCUGAUGUUGUGACCCAUCUGACACCCACUGAGGAUAACCUAAAAAUUGUGGCCACCAUGAGAAAGGCCUACAAUUUUUUAUUGAUCAAAGAAGGGAACUCCACAACGACAUUGCCAGAGCCCCAGCAUCAGACUCAACCCGAGCCCCAGCAUCAGGCCCAGCCCGAGCCCCAGCAUCAGGCCCAGCCCGAGCCCCAGCAUCAGGCCCAGCCCAAGCACCAGCAUCAGGCCCAGCAUCAGGUCCAGCCCAAGCACCAGCAUCAGGCUCAGCCCAAGCCCCAGCAUCAGGUCCAGCCCAAGCCCCAGCAUCAGGUCCAGCCCAAGCACCAGCAUCAGGUCCAGCCCGAGCCCCAGCAUCAGGUCCAGCCCAAGCACCAGCAUCAGGCUCAGCCCGAGCCCCAGCAUCAGGUCCAGCCCGAGCCACAGCCUCAGGUCCAGCCCGAGCCCCAGCAUCAGGUCCAGCCCGAGCCACAGCCUCAGGUCCAGCCCGAGCCCCAGCAUCAGGUCCAGCCCAAGCACCAGCAUCAGGCUCAGCCCGAGCCACAGCCUCAGUUCUUGGCCCUGGCUGAGUCCCAGUCUCAGGCCCAGGAAAAUGAGACCUUUUAUCUUUUAGAUUUAUACCCUGUCUCUCCCCCACCCCCAACAAAAAAAAGAAAGUGUUGCCGGAAAUGCAGUAGGCAAAAAGUUUUCAAAUACGACUCCAUAACAGGAAGAAGGAUAAAUGAGGGGCAAGCAGAAGUAAGGGUGAAAUGGUUACCUUGCUCUGCAUGUGGAAAAAUCUGGGAGGAGACAUGGGAGCCGGCCUGCCAGUUCUCACCAGGUGUCAAGCAUGUGUGACGUCACCCAUUCAUCUACAAUUCAGUAUGAGUUGAAUACCUGCUAUGAGUUGUCGAGUUCGCUGUUACGGCACAGCCAUCCUGUUUGCGCAUGUGAUGAUUUUAGAUAAGAAGGAGGAGCCACGUUACACACUUUCAAUGGUUUCCACCCUAACAUGCUGUCAUGCUGUUUUUUUUCUUUAUUACUGAUUCUUGCUAAAAGCUGUGUUCAAAU